AAUAAAACAUGACACAUGGAUAAAAUAUUUUCCUUUGUGCAGAAGAAGAAACUAGAGAGAGUGAGUCAUUUGCUGCGCCGUCAGAGUCAAGAAAUGGAAGAUGAUGAAUUGGAAUGUUCAAUUGGAAUUGAUAAUCCUUCAAUUUCAAUUCCGAGGGGUGGACCCAUUUACGUCUCCAAUAUGUCUGGCCCAAUUGUUAGGGUUCCUCUUUUUCAGGAUUCACUUCUUUCUCAACUUCACUCUCUACAAUCUGAAUUACCACCUCAACAUCAUGAUUAUGAUAUUACCGUCGUCGAUGAUCUUAAAGUUUUUACUGAGGACGAGUUAAUGGACAUGUCUUUGAAACAAGUCUUUCAAAAUCAACCUAAUGCAGAGGAUCAUCAUCAUCAGAAGAAGAAGCUCUUCAGGAGAAAGUCCCGUCUAACAAAUAAAUCCAUUCUUGAUAGUAAUUGUAAAGAAAAGGUGGACAAGGUUGUCAGAAUCAAACACAAGCAGGAGGAAGAUAAGGCACAAGUCACACUUCAUUCAUUUCAUCCUCAUUGCAGGAUCAAUCAAUCUGCCAACAAAUCAAUCAAAACUCAAAGGAUGAUGUCUCUUAGGUCCACUAGUUCUGCCACUAAGCUCAACACAGUCGGUCUUCAGGAGCACAUACCUGUGCAGGAUUCAGAAGUUGUUCUCUCUGUCGAGAUUUACCAUAAUUUUCGAAAUGGUGUCAAGGUAUUCAGUGCCAAAAAAAAGACCCAAGAGCUGUUAGUUCUUGGUGGGCAGAACUUAUCUGUACUUAGGGACAAGAUCAAUUGCUCAACGGACCAGGUUAUGCAAAAAGCUGCCCAACAUGACCCUUCUGGUUAUUUUCUAAUUGAGGAUGUAUUUUACACUGAUUUGAGGGAUCCAUCUGCUAUUGAUUUGACCAGACCCAUACUCGAUUGGCUUCAAAACUCCAAGGAGGAGGCACAGAAGAAAUGGGAAUAUAUUAUAAAUGGGGAACUACAGCAAAAACAAAAGGCAAUUGUGGGGGAAGCAUCGGUAUCACACUUGCCUCGUUUUGCAUCUUUUGAGAUGCACAAGAUACAUUUUUGUGACUUAGGUUUUCGGCUUGGUGCUGGAUACCUUUAUUGUCAUCAGGGUGACUGUACCCAUACCUUAGUAAUACGAGAUAUGAGGUUAAUUCAUGCCGAUGAUGUACAGAAUUGGGCUGUUUAUCCAAUUGUCACUUUUCAACUGAAGAUACGUUUUCAGAAAUGCGGUGUUUGCAAAAUAUUCAGAGCUACGAAGGUCACUGUGGAUGACAAAUGGACACCAGACAACCCUUGUUAUUUUUGUGAUGAAUGUUUUUCCCUUCUUCACCUAGCAGAGGAUGGCUCUCCAACAUAUACCGACUUCAUAGAAUAUGAUUAUAACCAUGAUUAAUUGUUGUUAGCCUUGGAGGGACACCUACUGGCGAUUGAAUUUUUGCAAAGAUCACACUUUUUACAAUAGUUUUGUUCAAUUUGUGCAUUGAAUUAUGUAGUUUUGGAGUUCGGAAGGUAAAUUAUUCAGAGAGCAUGAGAAAUUGUGUCUGAUGUCCAGGAGAUGCAUAUUUCAAAAUCUUUGCUACAACACGUAUUUUGGAUCAAUAAUAAUGCUAUAUGGCUUGAAAAGCAUUUCGUGGGAUAAUGCACCAGCGCUUAUAGACAUACUAUACUAUAUAGGAGACAAUAUGUUUUCUUUUCUUCUAUUAUAAAAAUAGUUUUGUUCUUAUUUUUUUGGUAAAAUUGGAAGUUAAAAUACCCCUUCCUGGAGCAUGUAGACUACAUCAUAAAACCAAUAAAAAAGCUCUUUAUAUUUUUUAGGGAAAGAACCUCUUUAUUUGUAUUAUUGUAUAUAUAAGGCGUAGUUCAAUUUGUAUAAUAUUGAUAUUGUUAGAUUGUAUUUGAAAAUCAACAAUUGGAUUGCAAACUAUUAACA
Molecule: messenger RNA, 1947 nt
Organism: Medicago truncatula (barrel medic)
Lineage: Eukaryota; Viridiplantae; Streptophyta; Magnoliopsida; Fabales; Fabaceae
Product: snRNA-activating protein complex subunit
Exons: 8
Coding region: 16-1410 (464 amino acids)
Biological process (GO): snRNA transcription by RNA polymerase III; snRNA transcription by RNA polymerase II
Cellular component (GO): snRNA-activating protein complex
Molecular function (GO): RNA polymerase II cis-regulatory region sequence-specific DNA binding; bent DNA binding; RNA polymerase III type 3 promoter sequence-specific DNA binding
Source: RefSeq, a predicted model, not a curated record